UUCAAUCCGAGCCACAUGAGGUUAGAGAAGAAUUAUGAGUGCACAACUAGAGAAACUUGUCGCGAGGGCGACGAGAAAGAAAAUUCGCCCUUAUGGAACGAAGGGAUGACGAACUAUGGCAGAAGGAGUCUGAGGGAUGUUGAGGAGGUGCUAGAGGCUGCUCGCGCGUUCCCUUCUGUGCCCGCUGCACUAAACAAUCAAAGUACAUACAGAGAGUCCGUUGCUCCGCCGCAAAACAGCAACUUCUCAAAAUUCGCGCUGAAAUCGGCUUUAGAUCGCAACGAGUGGAAGAGAAAAGGAGGGAGGUUCUCGUUCGACAGACUGGUCCACGUGUGCAGCGAGACCGUGGCGCAGAGCAUCCGACAGUGCAUCGCCGAAUCCCCUGACGAAGUCCCCGCCAACGUCAAGGACAUCGGCCUGGAGAGAGGGGCGGCCAUCAUCGGGGACAUGAUCAAGGAUUUCGUGGCCACGCUGCCCUCCGACGUCGAUAAGGAGGGGGAGGCUUGCAAAGGCGAGGAGGGCGCGGAGAGUGAAGACGGGAGGGACGCCACGCCCCUCGCGGAAGAUACGACGAUUGUCCCCGAGACCAAAGACGACGACGACGAUGACGACGACGGCAAGGAGACGCCAACGUCGCCGCCGACGCCUCCUCCUGACGAGAUAAGAGAAGCCUUACUCGACGACGAUGAGGCGGAAACCAUAAAAGAUUCAUCCUCGCCAAGAAUGAGCCAAGAUAUCUGCGAUGAUAACACUUCAGGCGAGGCGCCUGGCGGAGUAAGAAUAAGUGGCUGCGGCAGUGCGUUCGUGCUGCCCUCCUUCAAGAAGCUGGAGGAGCCCAAAGUUGUGAGCAGGAGAGGCUCCUUGGACGCGCAGGAGUCGUCGCGAAUCCGGCUUAGCAAGACGGGGAAGAUCGAGGUCGUGGACGCGAGCGAAGUAGGCGGCGAGCCCGACCCCAUCACGGAAGAGGGUGGCGACCGCCUCGACUCGGAGGAUGAAGGCAGAUUCCAGGACAGCGUGAGCUCCCAGCAGGAGGGCCCCGAUGCGCCCUCGGCCAGGAGGAGUAGCUUCACGGAGCGGUUCAACCUGUGGCGGAUGUCGUGGAAGUACAAGAACGACAGCCAGCCGCCGAGUCGCAGCGAAUCGCUCAAGAUACGGCUGAUGCAGCGGCGUGCGAGCGGCUCCGAAUUCAGCAUGAGUUACGACAGCGUGCGGCGCUCGAUGUCCGGGAACUUGAACGAUCUGUUUUCCGGGGGCGGUCAGAGGCGCGCGAGUACCGUAGAGACACCGAGGCUUGCCAGGAGGAACUCGGAGCAAAAGGCAUCGUAUCCGAGGCGUGGGUCGCUUACCAAUCUGAUCUUUAGGAGUGCUAGCGACACCAGCGCCUCCCAGAGGUUUAAUGUGGACGAUAGACUCCGGAAGAUCAACAAGAUGGACAAGGCGUCGGUCGAGCGGGCCUCGGAUGCAUACAGCUACUUCUUCGACUACCCUGUCCUGCACCAAGACGCGAGAGAGCUUGCCCGCCAGGAGCUCCACUCCGCCCUGCGCGAGUCCUGCAGCCGCGGGGAUGUGUCCCGGGCGAAGGCGAUCCUGCGGGACCUCGGCGCCGAGGCUGAGAUCAUCAUUAACUCGGCGCCCAACGGAUCCAAUACGUUGCUCUUCAAAGCAUGCGAGGAGGGGCAGCGCGAGAUGGUGCGACUGUUGCUUGACCACGGUGCAGACGGAAGGAUCCAUCCAGUCACCAAGUACUCGCCUUUGUACAUUGCGUGCUACUAUGGCCGCAGGGACAUCGCUGAAAUGCUGCUUAAGAAAUUUCCAACUUUAGUUAAUGUGUCAACUGUAGAGCGAUGGCUGCCCUUGCACGCUUGCAUCAUCAAUGGUCACACUUCCGUUCUGGAACUGUUGCUCAAGUUUCCGUAUCCAGAGGAAGCUUUGAGAAAGUAUUGGGACAAAACUGGCCAGUAUGAGUAUGAGAUGGCAUUUGACAUCAACAUGAAAGAUGUCACUGGACAAAGUGCUUUGUACUUAGCAUGUUAUGUGGGCAACCAAAAACUUGUGGACCUUCUUUUGAAGCACAGAAUACAGGCAACCAAAGUUAAGACCAAAGAAGAAAUCGAGAAGGAGAGACAGCAGAAAGAAAUGGACUCAAGCAGCAAUGACUCCAAGUCCAGCAGCAGAGAGAACACGAAGACGAGCAUCGACUCCACCUCGGACUUAGCGGAGAAGAGUGAUGACGUUGCCAGCCCCACCAAGCACCGCAUUUCAGGAGGGAUUCAGGCCCUGAUGUCUAAGCUGAAUCUCGUGAAAACGGAUACCAAUCAAAAGGAUAACAUGAUCUCGCCUCUUGAUAUUGAUAUGUACUGUAAUAGCAACACAGAGACGGCUCUUCACAUAGCUGUGAAAAACAAGCAUCACAGUAUUGUGUCGAUGCUGUUAGCAGCUGGAGCCAACCCCAACCUGCGAGUGUAUCUGCCAGAUGACGAGAUGGCCAGAUUAGCCGAGGACGAAUAUAUAUUCACAGACUGCUUUAGAAACAAAAACUUUCAUUCAAACUUUGACUAUGUAUACAAAGAAAUUAGGCUCUACCAAGCUAUAUGGGGCAACAAAAUUCCAUCAGGCUCCACAGCGCUGGUCGAGGCUUGCCGGAACAGGGACUUGGGCAUGCUGGACCUCCUUCUAAAAAGCCAUGCCAGGGACGACGAGUGUAAGGCCCUCUUCAUUGCAGCGCACGCCAAAGAUGAAAUCAUAGUGUCCAAGCUUCUGGCGCUCAAGGCACACCCAGACCCAGAGUUCAAGGUGAACAAAAGAGCUCUAGAAAUUAAACCGAGCCAACAAUUCAGUUCCUUGAGUGUCAGCAAUGCCGGGGGUGUUUAUUCUUCAUUGGCCCCCUCCACGCCAGUCAUGAUUAACUGGCAUGGGCAGAGAUGUCUGUCGUAUCUGAAGGACCAAUGGCUAGUUGAUGCCUCGGUAAACCUGAACCCAAAGCUGAGGUUGAGUCCACGCAACCAAGUGAUCGCCCUCUAUGCCAUCACACGCUUGGACAUCUCAAACAAUGCUCUCACAGAGUUGCCUGAUAUGAUCUUCCAACUUCCUAGUCUGAAGACUUUGAAUGCAGCCCAGAACAAGAUUGAAAAACUCCCCCCAAACAUAGGACAUUUUAUCGAUGGCACUGUGACUCUCCCGCGGAAAGGUUCCAAAAAAGAGCUUGUGAUUGGUCCUUUGUCUGUAUUAGAGGAGGUUCAUUUACAGGACAACAGAUUAGACUCCUUACCAGAUGGAAUCUUUACACUCCCUGCACUCCAGCUUCUUGACGUAUCCAACAACAAGUUGUCCUCAUUACCUUACAAGAUCUGGACGGCCCCUAAGUUGAGAGAGCUCAACGCUUCCCUCAACCUCCUACACGACCUCCCCGUUCGACCUGAGGGACAAGGUCAUGACUCUGGCAUGAGUUCUGAUGCUGUAAGUGAGGUGAGUGAUGAGGACAGCCUCUCAUCAGCCAGUGAACUACAGCUGAGUCUCAUGGACGAUUCAACAGAUGAGUCUCCAGCACGGAGGAAGACACCAGACCACAGAGGGGUUCUCUCCUUGGGCAAGCACGGCAAUGUCAUCACCUGCUGCCGACGUCGAGACCUGAAGCACCAUAGCCUCUGGUCCAAUGCAGUGGAGAUCCAGGAGUCUCUUGUCGGUGUCAGAGAGACAGAAGAGGAGACUCUGUCCAACCUCCAGUCUCUCAACCUCUCUCACAACUCUUUUACGUCCGUUCCCAGUGGCCUGGCCUGCCUGGCUCUUUCUCUCAACCGUCUCAACCUUAGUUAUAACAGAUUAAGUGAGAUGGGUGCAGCCAUUUGCUAUCCUGUUGGGUUAAAGCAGUUGGAUCUCUCUCACAACCGUAUCCGAGCCUGGCCUACAGUUUCUCGUAGUGAGUCGCUGGAAAGCCUCGAGUCAACCUUGCCAUCAUGUUAUGCCCUUGCUGAAGUAUCCAGGAGUGCUAAAUUUGGAUGCCAAGUACAAACUAGUAAACUCCACCCCUUCUCCUUCCUCCCACCUCACAAUUACAUAGGUCGAAAGUACAGCCAGAACCUGAAUGUAAACCGCGUGAGGGGGGGCACCAGUUCCCCCUUGGGCGUCUCCCCCACCCCCGGGCUCUGCAUCCACCGUCGUCACAUUCGCCUGGAGUCUCUAAGGACCCUCAUCCUGGCCGACAACUCUCUCACACGCCUCAACCUCUACCUGGACGACAACGAGUUCUCUGUCGUUUCAGAAGUUGAUGAAAAUGAAGCCAGUCCCGUCCGAAGCAGUGCACCAAGGAAGUCCUGGUUGCUGUUUCCUAACCUGUCAAUGUUGGAUGUCAGUAACAACCUCCUCAGAGAGUUGCCAACAACACUACAUGAGCUUACAAACUUGUCUGUUCUCAACAUAUCAGGCAACACUGAUAUUACAGAGCUGCCCCCAGAGAUGGGACUCCUCUCUAGGCUGUGGAACCUCAACACACGCGCAUGCUCUCUGCAGGAGCCCUUGAAGUCCAUGAUUGAUAGCAAGAAAUACAAGACCAUGGAUGUGAUUGGAUAUUUAAAGAGUAUACUUGAGGAUGCAAGACCAUAUGCCCGUAUGAAGUUGAUGAUUGUAGGCGUGCAAGGCAUUGGCAAGACGUCCCUCCUGGAACAGCUCAGGCAAGAGGGCACUGGGUCGUAUAGGAAGAAGCCAGUUGAGCACUGGGCAAAGCGAAUGGGAAACAAAAACAUCAAUACCCGCACCUCCAGAGGGACAAGCAUGUCGACCGUUGGUGUUGAUAUUGGUGACUGGAUUUUUGAGAAGAAAGUCCGUGGUCAUAGUAACUAUGGCCCGGUGGUGUUCAGGACAUGGGACUUUGGUGGGCAGAAAGAAUACUACGCCACCCACCAGUACUUCCUCUCAAAGAGGUCCCUCUACCUGGUUGUGUGGAAGAUCAGUGAUGGCGAGCGAGGGGUGGCUGAGAUCCUGCAGUGGCUGGUUAAUAUUCAGGCUCGUGCUCCGAAUUCUCCUGUGCUUAUUGUGGGGACACACUAUGAUCUAGUGAAGGAAAAGUUCCCUCCAUCAUGGAGCGAGGACCUCCAGCAAAUGAUUAGGGACAAAUUCAUCAACGUCAUUGAUGCAGAUAAGCUUGGGCUCCCUCGAGUGUUGGACACCAUUGAGGUGAGCUGCAAGACACGACACAACAUCAAGCUACUCUGCAACUUGAUAUAUGAUACAGUGUUCUCCCUGAAAACUCCAGGGAGCAAAGAGCGUCUCCUGGAGCAGCGCAUCCCAGCCUCCUAUCUAGCUCUAGAGGAUGUGGUUGGAGUUUUAGCCCUUGAGAGACGAGUCCAGGGCAGAGACCCAGUGCUGCCUGCAGACAAGUACCAGGCACUCGUCACUCAAGAAAUGUCAGCCAGGGGUCAUAGGCCUUUCAGAGACUCGGCAGAGUUGAAUCAGGCCACGACAUUCCUGCAUGAGAAUGGUGUCAUGUUGCAUUACGAAGACGCAACGCUGAAAGAUCUGUACUUCCUGGAUCCGCAAUGGCUGUGUGACAUGCUUGCCCACGUCGUAACCAUCAGAGAAAUUAAUCCCUUUGCUCGGAACGGCAUAAUGAAGUUAGAUGACCUGAAACAUGUAUUCAAAUCCUCCACCUGUGCCCCCAUGGAUGCCAAGUCAUACAUAGUGAACCUCCUGAACAAGUUUGAGGUUGCGCUCACCUGGGACAACAGGACACUGCUCAUCCCUUCCCUGCUGCCAUCGGAGGAGCAGCUGCGCAGUGGGCUUCCGGGCAUGGAUGUUAGGGUAAAGAUUCCAGUGCGAUCAAGAGGCUGGGCCGUUCGCAGCAAAAAGUUCUCCAGCUCAACGGGCUCCACCAUUGUCGGGAAUUCGGCAUUCUACAUGACAAAUGCAGAUGUGCGAAAGCCAGCCAGGCCUCUCUCUUACCACGGUCUCACCACAGAAGCGAUAGGGAGCCCCAAGAAGGAGUCGGAGGAGGUGGGCCUAACCCCCUCAGCAGACCCCCCAGCAGUGCAAGUGACACACCGCUCAGCUCCCCAUGCGGCCAUCCGGAGGCUGCUGCUCAUGUCCUACUUUCCGUCAGGCUUCUGGUCUCGACUCAUCACCCGUAUCUUGGCAGACGAUGCUGUCGUCGACAUUAUUAGGAAUUACUUUGUCAUGCCCAGAGAGGUGCUAAAUGACCGUGAUUUAUCAUCCGUUUUGGGAGGGCAGGCAGAGUGGGUGUGCUGGCAAACAGGCAUGGAGCUCCACUAUGCCCACACUACUCUCUUCCGCAUGAGGGAAGUCCUGCCCUUGCACAUGCACUGUCAGCCUUCGCAUGGGCCACAUACACCUACGCAUGGAGCCAGCCACACUAGUCAGCUGACAUAUGACUACAAGAGCAUGAGGUUCCUUGUCAGACAGGAAGGCGUGUGGUCUGAUGUUGAGGUAAACAACUCGGCAGUCCUAGAAAUCAUCCUACCCAAUGAGGCGGUGGUGAUUAAGCGGCCCUUUCAGGAAAAUGACGCCACAAGCACGGCUGCAGAUAUUCUAGCUUGCGGCAUUCAGUCCGUGGUCCUUGAUCCAGCUCCUGAGUGUGUGGCCAAACUCCUCUCACUUGCAGUGGACCACAUUGACACUUUGUUAGAAGACUGGUACCCAACCCUAGGCACGAGGUUUGUGCACACGAGCGAGGGCAAGUUCUUGGUGACGCGCUUGGUUCCAUGCCCUGUUUGCCUGGAAUGCCAUGGGCAGCAUGAGGGCCCUGGAAACCACCCACAGGCACGGCACCUGCCUGAUAACUGGGGUUCGUUUGUUGAGAUGAACCCUCUCUACUGCUCCAUGACAGCCUCACAGAUAUCACAGGACCUCAAUGCCUCCCACACCUCACUGGAGCGCUCUCUUCUCACUAACAGUUUAAUGGGAAGUCUGGCUCCGUCCCAACAGGGUCACCCACUUGUUGGCGUCCCAUCCCCGCAGCCAGGUGGAAGAUGCUCCACAUCCUCCACUGCUGCAGGUGGAGGAGGAGGAACGGUGGGAGGGGGAGUGUCACCAGGUGGAGCGGCUAUUGGGGCGAACAUGUCACCACAGCUUCCUAGACGCAGCUGGGGAUCUCGGGAGUCAUACACCUCCGACGGAGAUAGUGGCGUUGGAGCUGAAUCUACUACCUCAAGAUAUUUUGUCAUGAACUGCAAGUGUCGUAGUCAGCAUUUAUAUAUUUUUAAUUGUCGCAAGCCAUCAGCCGAAGGGAGACCAGACCUCGACAACAGCGGAAACAACGAAGGAGAGACAUCCGGCGCCCAAGAGGUGACACCAGUCGUCUAUUCCUUCAUGGUGGAGGAAUGCAUUCUAGCUGCUUACACUGCUCGCUCUGUGCCAUGUCCUCUCCAUGCGGAUCUCCUUUUGGCUCAGAUUGCGCCCGACACAGUUUUCCUGGACUUAGGUGACAGGUACCUUGUUCGUCCAGAGCUGAUCAAGCAGGGCAAACUGCUGGGCCGCGGAGGCUUUGGCUUUGUCUUCCAAGGGGCGUGUCGCAACAGAGCCAGUGGGGCUCCCAUGGAUGUAGCUCUCAAGAUGCUGCAGCCUGUUGACCCUGGAACCAGUGCCAGACAGAGUGCCAUUGUUGCUUAUAAGGCUGCUCAGAGCAAGUGGGAACGAGACCCCCUGCAGUACGCAUGCAAGGCUUAUUGCUCAGCAAGACAAGAGGUGAACAUUCUCCUCUCUCUCCGCCAUCCUCACAUUGUUCCCUUGGUGGGCGUAUGUCCACGACCCCUCGCCCUCGUCCUAGAGUUGGCACCCCAAGGAGCUCUCGACCAGUGUCUUAAGCAUUACCAGAGAUCAGGAGCCAGACUUUCCCUCCAUACAUUGCAAGCUGUUGUGUUGCAGGUUGCCAAAGCCCUGGAGUACCUGCACGGCCAACACAUCAUCUAUCGAGAUCUAAAGAGUGAAAAUGUACUCGUGUGGGAACUUCCUCCACCCUUCCAUCACCAACCCCAGCCCAAAGUAGAUGUCCGACUUGCUGACUAUGGUAUCAGCAGAUCGAGUCUGCCUACUGGAACGAAGGGCUUUGGAGGCACAGAAGGAUUCAUGGCACCAGAGAUGAUGAGACACAACGGAGAAGAAGAAUACACGGAAAAGGUGGACUGCUUCUCUUUCGGCAUGUUCAUGUAUGAGCUGCUGACAACACACCAACCAUACGAACACUGUGACAAUGUGAAGGAGCAUGUGCUGGAGGGAGGGCGGCCAGCUCUCACUCACAGGGAGACAGAAUACCCCGUAUACGUGCUUGACCUGAUGGUGAUGUGCUGGUCACAGCAGCCGAGGCUACGACCCUCUGCAUCCCAGAUUGUGUCCAUCGCCUCGGCACCAGAGUUUACCCACCUCCUGGACGUGGCCUCGCUUGAUCACUCCCUUAAUAUCAUGGAUGCAAUCAGGGUACCGCCUGUGUUGGUAAAGGAUGAAGAUGGGGAAUUAGUUGUGCGUGACCAAGGCAGCAUCUGGGUGAGCCGCACUUCACCACAACUGGACAUGGUGGGCGCAGGUGAAUGGGGCUGGGGCGCCUACACCAGCAUAGAGGGGCUUCCUGACACCAUCACUGCAAUGUGCUGUGUUGGGGAAUACGUGUGGCUUGGAGACAGUGCGGGAAAUAUCCAUGGCUAUAGCACCCGUGACUAUGGAAGAGUCUUCAGCUAUUGCCUUGAGCCCGAUGCACCCCAGUCGUCUCCUGUUCGCUCACUCUGCAGCUUGCAUGCACUAGGAAGAGUUGCAGUUGCUCUUUGCAAUGGCCGUCUCUUCCUGUGCAGUUCAGACGUUACGCCAACAUCUCCUGUGCUUGGUGAAGGAAGCUUUGUUAUGACUGAGUUAGCUGGAUCCACACAGGAGAUUCACUGCUUGGCAGUGGCCCAAACUCCUACUACAUGGUCUUUAUGGUGUGGAGGCAGCGAGGGGACAAUGAGCGUCUUCUCCUUGCGCGAUGAUGGCUUGGUGGUGAGCCAGGACUCUGUCUCACACUUCACCACCUCCACACCUCCUCCCUCAGGAGAUGCCUGUGAUGUCUUGAUCCUCCAUGCGCCACAGACAAUCUCAGCUGUUUCUAGACACCUAAGGAAUUCUAUUUGGUCUUAUGUUUAUCCAGGCUGUGUUGUAUAUCACUGGGAUGUAAAAGAGAAGAAAUUAGUUAACAGAUUGGACUGUUCCAAGUUAGUUCCUUGUUCUGAAAGUCUGCAGUCCAUUAGCAUUGAAGAGCACCUAUCCCCUUCACAGUGUCAGGUCUCAGCUGUAGCGGUGUGUGGAGGCGAGGUGUAUGUGGGGACGACUUGGGGCUGCGUCGUGGUGGCUGAGGCAGAAUCUAUGCGGCCUAUCACAGUCUUCCGGCCCUACGAAGAUGAGGUGCGAGCCAUUGUCCCACUGCCACCAACAUCAGUCAUUGUUGAGCCCGAGUUGGGAUCGGGAGACGUAUCAGAUGGCAGUGAAGGGGACAUUGAGAGGCUAAUGAACCCGGUGCCACUGCUGGCAACCAUUGGGAAGGGCUACCGCAAUCUGCUGGGCCGUUACGCACCCAUUCCCAGAUCAGCACAACCCGAGCCGGGUGCCCAGAGAGCCAUGUACUGCUUGCUAUGGCGAGCACACCAUUGGCUCAACACAUGAGUCUUCUCGUCAGAGUGAUAUAGGAUUUUGUUGAUAUUGUAUUUGUUGAUAACUAAAAAAGCUAGUUUCUAAAAAAGUUCUUUCUUUUUUUGUACACAAUAAGGGAAAAAAGAAAAAAAAAGUGAAAUUGGUCACAAAUUAGAUAAUUAAGUGAGUCAGAGAUUUUUUAGGUUGUAUCUAAAAAGGAUUCUUACUCAGGAUAUUUCUUAACAUGAAUCAGUUACAAAAGAAAAACGAAACAAUAGAAGAAAAGACUUGAUAAAUGAUUUCCAGUGGAGAAGAAAUGACGAAUUGCUUCAUGAAAACAAAAUUGUUUCAUCCUCACCAUCAGAUAAGACUACAGCAAAGACUAUAGAAAAAUAUUACUCAGCUAAACUUCAUUCAAGAUUUCUGAUGUAUGAAUGGAAAUUGAAUGGGAAUAUUGUAAAGCUUUCAGGUUUUGUGUAACAAGCUUCCAUUAUUUCCAUUCAUCACAAGCAGAGGAACUAUUCAUUUACAGUGAUAAAGAACAUCCAAAGUGGCUUCUGAGUUGAAGUAUGUUUAGGCCUUGAAUACUUUCUUUUGCGUAUUGAAGUGUGACCUCGGAAGACGAAAACUAUUCCUGUGUGACAUGUGUAUACAAGAUAAGUCCUUAUGUUUUAAAAUCAUACACAAAAAUUGCCUUAAUCGAUAUCUAUCCGUGAUGCGGAUGGCAGCUUUUAGGAUUUUUUUUGAUAGGUUACCAGGUUGAACUUCUUGCCGUUAAGGUUUUUAUGUAUAUUUAUAUACAGUAAUUGCCAAGCAAGACAUGUUAGUACUUCCACUUUAUUUUGAGGCUUUGUUUUAUAACAGAUAGAAUCAGUACACAAGACACUGUUAUAUACUGUUUUACCUGCAGAGAAAACGAAAAAUGUCGACUGAAAUGAAUAGUUGAUAUUUUUACCAAAGAAACUAUUCCAGGAUUACUUGUACUAUAUAUAAUGGCAAUUCUAUUUAAUCAGCUGUGAUUUAAUGUGUAUUCCUAUGUAAACUAUGAUGUAGCACAAGUGUAUGACUACUUAUAAACUCACUGCGCUUUGUCAGUAUCGGCAGACUGACCAACUCAGAAUUCUUGUUCUCUAGUCAAUAACUGUUUUAUUGUGAUAAUGUUUCUUACAGGCAACCACGGUUAUUUUUAGUGCAGGGUUUUUUGUAAAAUUGACAUCAUACCAGCAACACAUUCUCAAUACUUGAA
This is a messenger RNA of Penaeus chinensis, 10846 nucleotides long. It is a transcript of the gene Lrrk, whose product is annotated as leucine-rich repeat serine/threonine-protein kinase 1-like. The transcript has 46 exons. Lineage: Eukaryota; Metazoa; Arthropoda; Malacostraca; Decapoda; Penaeidae. Gene Ontology annotation, molecular function: ATP binding; protein kinase activity; protein binding. Gene Ontology annotation, biological process: protein phosphorylation. The coding region runs from base 16 to 9633 and encodes 3205 amino acids. The record is from RefSeq and is a predicted model, not a curated record.